Molecule: messenger RNA, 3418 nt
Organism: Coregonus sp. 'balchen'
Lineage: Eukaryota; Metazoa; Chordata; Actinopteri; Salmoniformes; Salmonidae
Source: the annotation of a GenBank genome assembly
CUUCCCCAGCUGUCUUCAGAAGAAACCCAUAACUACGCAUCAGCAACAACAAACCUGGUCAGGACUCUAAGGAGACUCACCUGCGGGAAGGAAGUGCAGCUAACCAUACAGGUAAGCAUCACUGCUGCUAUCAUUUAAUAAUUCAUUAAUAUUGAUUCUACUUGACAAAGCAGUGAAAGAUGUGGUCUAAUUCUCCACUGGGAUUGAAGAAGAUAAAUUAGUAAUGAAAGAUUUGAUCAAAUCUGAAGUGAUCAUCCAUAAUGUUAGAAUAUACAUGUGGAAAACAUGCUAUGCUGCUUCUGUAGAGUGAGUCAGAUUUCAACAUUUCAAGGUCAUGUCACCAGAGCAAUGUAAGACAACGUCAGGUGUCCAUAAUCAGAAUUCAUGGCAACAUCAUGGGAACCACUGAAAUGUUUUGCUUGUGCAUGUACUGUAUACAUAAAGACUAUUCUGUAACUUACUGUAGGACAACACAAACUUGGGGGACAAAUGAGGGACAGUGCCUACAGUACUGGGAGUUUACCUUGGACACAAUGAUGACGUACAAGACAAACCAAAAUACACUGAACAAAAAUAUAAACGCAACAAUUACAGUUCAUAUAAGGAAAUCAGUCAAUUGAAAUGAAUUCAUUAGGCCCUAAUCUAUUGAUUUCACAUGACUCGGAAUACAGAUAUGCCUCUGUUGGUCACAGAUACCUUUAAUAAAGGUAGGGGCAUGGAUCAGAAAACCAGUCAGUAUCUGGUGUGACCACCAUUUGCCUCAUGCAGCGCGACACAUCUCCUUCGCAUAGAGUUGAUCAGGCUGUUGAUUGUGGCCUGUGGAAUGUUGUCUCACUCCUUUUCAAUGGCUGUGAGAAGUUGCUGGAUAUUGGCAGGAACUGGAACAUGCUGUCGUACGCGUCGAUCCAGAGCAUCCCAAACAUGCUCAAUGGGUGAAAUGUCUGGUGAGUAUGUAGGCCAUAGAAGAACAGGGACAUUUUCAGCUUCCAGGACUUUGUACAGAUCCUUGCGACAUGGGGCUGUGCAUUAUCAUGCUGAAACAUGAGGUGAUGGCGGCGGAUGAAUGGCACGACAAUGGGCCUCAAAUUGCCAUCAAUAAAAUGCAAUUGUGUUCGUUGUCCGUAGCAUAUGCCUGCCCAUACCAUAACCCCAACGCCACCAUGGGGGCACUCUGUUCACAAUGUUGAUAUCAGCAAACCACUCGCCCACACAACACCAUACACGCUGUCUGCAAUCUGCCCGGUACAGUUGAAACCCGGGAUUCAUCCAUGAAGAGCACACUUCUCCAGCGUGACAGCGACCAUCGAAGGUGAGCAUUUGCCCACUGAAGUCGGUUACAACUACAGUCAGGUCAAGACGACGAGCACACAGAUGAGCUUCCCUGAGACGGUUUAUGACAGUUGGCUGGUCUCAGACGAUCCCGCAGGUGAAGAAGCCGGAUGUGUAGGUCCUGGGCUGGGCGUGGUUACACGUGGUCUGUGGUUGUUUGGCCGGUUGGACGUAGUGCCAAAUCCUCUAAAACGACAUUGGAGGCGGCUUAUGGUAGAGAAAUUAAUAUUAAAUUCUCUGGCAACCGCUCUGGAUGACAUUCCUGCAGCAUUGUGUUGUGUGAAAAAACUAUUGUAUUAUCAUCAAGGUUAAGGUUUUAUUUUUAGCUGUUUAGAAAUUAUGGAGUUCAUUCUGUAUUACGGUGGCCCUAAGGGCCAAAGUAGCUUUUCAAAUUGAGUGACAGCGCGCACAGAAAGCCAAUGAGGAAGGUUUCCGGUUAAACAGAUGUUGUAUUGUAGUUGCUGUAAUGUUGAAGAGGGAGAAGGAGAGAUUUUGGGGUUUCUGUGGGUUCACAUUGUCAUCUUUUUGUCCCAGCUGUCUUACACACGUAGGCCCACUAAGACCCAUGCAUUAACACGGUCUUAGAAAAUCCUAAGUAUUAGACCUAAUCAUAAUCUGAUAAUACUGCAUCAACCUGGAUCCCUCUGAAUGUCUCUGACAGUCACAACAUGCUGCAGUGUACAGCACACAACCCAGACACCGAUGAACCAAUGCAAUGCUACAGUUUUGUUACAAGCCAGUCUCUUUGGCGAAAUGGUGAUAAGAAAAUGGUUUUCAUUGAUAAUCUUUAUGGUUUUGUCUCUUCAUUCAUUAAGUUCAGUAUGUCAAGCUCAACACCAGCUGAAGAUGAGGUGCCAGCAAUUCAAACAGGUGACACGUCAUCAACUAUCAACCCUUUUAGUAAACUCUUUAUUAAGCCCACUGUUUAUCAUCCAAACUUCAAUUGAAAUGAGAGUGAAGUCUGUAUAAACUCUCUUUCUGAUGCACAGACCUUUCUCUGUAAACCUCUGUUCUUGUUUUAACCUGUUGAUCGACCCCUCUCAAUCCAUAGAAUUACAUAUAGAACACUAGAAUGGACAUUGACGUUUGUAAUGUUUCCUGGCCAAAAUGGCUGCCGUUAUCAGCACAUUCUAGAGAUGUAGUUAAAUGACAUCAGCCUCUCUAGCGUAUUAUACAUGUCUCAAUUCCUGUACAAGGCCCCAAAGGUGUGAUUAAUGACUGGAGGAAGUUCAAGUGUGAGGACCAGGACACCCCUCCCAGCAAGAAGGAGCUCCUCAGACAGAUAUCCAACCCCCAGAGCGACGACAUCCACGACAGACUCAACCGGAAGGUCAGUCAGCGUUCAAACACAACCACACGGUCAGACAAUAAGAGACUCGACCACAGAGGGAGGCACAAGUCUAGCAAACUCUUGAGAAUCAAGAUGUGUUUACUUGACCUAUUUUAACCCAUAGAAAUAAAACGACUAGAAGGGAGAUUUCCAUUCAAGUCAAUUCUACUUCUAUGUUUCAGCCCCCAUACAUAAUACAUAAGCCUUGACUCAGCUCCUAUCAUAACUUUUUCUUAACAGAUGAGUGUCCAGGAGUACGAGAUGAUCGCAGAGGAGGAUGAGAAGUGCCUGCGCAAGUACCGCAAGCAGUGCAUGAAGGAGAUGCACGAGCGCUUCAGCUUUGGGCCUACGUUUGACAGCGUGGUGGAGCUGGACAACGGCGAGUCCUUCCUGGAGGUCAUUGAGAAUGAGCACCGGCUCACCCUGGUGGUCGUCCACAUCUACAAGGACGGGGUCAAAGGUUGCGAGGCGCUCAACUCCUGCCUGGACUGCCUGGCCACUGAGUACCCCAGUGUCAAGUUCUGCCGCAUCCGGGCGGCCGCAACGGGCGCCGGCGAGCGCUUCUCAGACGACGUGCUGCCCACCAUGCUGGUUUACAAGGCAGGGGAGCUGCUAGGGAACUUCCUGUCCAUGACACAGCACCUCAGCGAGGAGUUCUUCGCCACCGAUAUCGAGGCGUUCCUCAAUGAGUACGGCCUCCUGCCCGAGAAGGAGUUUGCGGCCUGUCCUGAGGAGGAGGCAGGUGUGGAGGUGGAGUAA